This is a messenger RNA of Porites lobata, 2376 nucleotides long. The record is from the annotation of a GenBank genome assembly. NCBI's taxonomy places the organism in Eukaryota, Metazoa, Cnidaria, Anthozoa, Scleractinia, Poritidae.
AUGUCAACAACACCCGAAAAAAUAGUAUUGCAUAAUGCAAGUGAAAGAACUCUGGGAACAAGGUUGGCCAUUUACGUGGUAUAUCGUGCACCAGCCGAUGAAUUAACCAAAGCUGAAAAUCAAGGACAUAAUAAUCUUUAAACUUCCGUCUGGGUGGUGCUUCGUGUUAAAAAAAAAAAGGUUAAAGGCAUGUUUAUAGUGGAAGGUGCACUUAGCUAGUCAGCUAAUUUACAGGCACUCCACUCAAAUAUUUAGAAACAAAUAAUUCAAAUACAACAUAACAGGAUUAAAAACCCCAACUGGCAGAAGGCAACCAGUUGGCUAUUUACAAGCGUGGCCGAGAAUUUGAACUCGGGACGACAGAACACAAAUCCAGCAAGUGGCCAGAGCGGGACUCGAACCCGGGACCGCCGGAUUGCGAGUGCGACGCGCUGACCACUCGGCCACGCUGCCUCCACAAGUCGUGUAAACCUGACUUUUGCAUUAUAUUUUCCUUUUCAUGAACUGCACGUGCGGCUUGUGCAAAUUUACGAAAAGCUGAUUUUGCAUGAGCAAAUCGAGCAAGAUUUUCCGUAUCCUGCUGUUGGCUGGACGGCAAGCAAAUCUUCUUUCAACUACAAACCCUAAAAAAAUAACCUUAUUUGCUUUCAAAAUAAAUGUAUCGUAACAAGCCGAAAGCAACCCAUCCUUGGAGACCUCUCUCCUACGCAGAGGCCGCUUUGAAUUGUGGGGAGGCUCGGGAGAAAGAAAAAGAGAGCGACGAUGCCCCCCGCGCGCGUUCUACUUUUUCGAUUAUUGCUAUUUUUAUAGGGAUACUUAGCGGGAGCCUCUGCAGAGGAGAGAGCCUGGAGACCCAGAGGUAGUCCCCUGAGAUGCUACUCUUAACAAACCCGUUCCACGACUCAUUCGAAUCAGCUUCUCUCUGAUUGGGCACAAAAAGUAUUUUUGUGUCCAACCGAAAAUUCUUUUGUUUUUUCGACCAAUCAGACAAAAGAAGGCCAGGGCAGUUGAGGACAUAUUCAAAGUUUUUGCGAAACUAGUAUUCCAAGGAAAGUUAUCUGCAGCUAUUAAGCUUUUGGAUAGCGAGAGCUCAACGGGCUUACUCAACCUUACACCAGAAGUCCUAGAAGGGCUGAAGGAGAAACACCCGGAAGAGGCAGAUAUCGCGGAUGAGAGUUUAUUAUACGGGCCCAUUAAUUACAUUCCUGCGGGCGUUUUUGACUUGAUCGAGGAGAAAAUGAUCUUUGAUGCCGCAACCAAAACAAAGGGCUCACCAGGGCCGUCGGGGAGGGAUGCUGAGCUAUAUCGAAGAAUCCUUUGCUCCAAGAAGUUCAAAACUGAGGGCAAGAUUUUGAGAGAGGAGAUAGCCGUUUUCACAAGAAAUCUGUUAAAGAUCGCUUACCAUCCAUCUUUGCUGGAAGGCUAUACCUCUUGCAGACUCAUCCCCCGGGACAAAAACCGUGGAAUACGACCUAUAGGCGUUGGUGAGGUCCUGAGGCGAACAGUUGGAAAAACUAUUGCUGGAUUUUUGAAGAAGAGAUCAAAGAUGCAGCGGGCCCCCUUGAGGUUUGCGCAGACCAUAGCGCAGGGUCAGAGGCCGCGAUACAUGAUAUGAGUCAAGUGUUUGUUGAGGAAGGAAGAGAUGGUAUUUUACUGAUAGAUACAAGCAACGCCUUUAACCAAAGGAACAGAUCCGUCGCCUUACAUAACAUCCAGAUAACCUGCAAGGAAAUAUCACUUUACAUCAUUAACACCUACAGAAGCCCUUCGAGGCUCUUCAUUUGCGACGGAGGUGAGAUUAUCACGGGAGGGUACGACGCAUGGGGAUCCCUUGGCCAUGCCCUGGUACUCGGUCAAUACAUCAGUCAUGACCCAGAGCUUAAGGACAGGCACAAGAGGUGUUAAACAAGAAUGGCUAGCCGACGACUCUGAGGAGGGUGGACAAAUUGUGCCGCUGGUACAAUCACCUGAGUCAGUGGUAUCGUUAUUUAGUGAAUGGAUCAAAGAGCUGGCUGAUUGUCAAGUCGAACCUACUUACAGAUGAGGCAAAGAGAGCGUUCAGAGAUGAGGUCAAUAUUACAACUGAAGGUCAGCGCCACUUAGUUAGGGGCCGUCAUCGGAUCUCAAGAGUUUAAAGAUCAAUAUUGUAGGAAAAAGGUCCUUGGAUGGAAAGGAAAACUCGAAGCACUAUCUGUGAUAGCAAGGAGACAAGCUCAUGCAGCCUACACUGUUUUCACGAACGGUUACAAAUUCAAGUUAACCUAUUUCAUGCGGACAAUAGAGUCGUUUGAGGAUUACGUUGACCCAAUCCAAGAGGCGAUCGACGACUUACUUCUCCCAACACUAUUCGCUCAAACGGAGCCCUCGUCACUCUGA